This is a messenger RNA of Coccinella septempunctata (seven-spotted ladybird), 1925 nucleotides long. RefSeq names its product asparagine synthetase [glutamine-hydrolyzing]. Gene Ontology annotation, molecular function: asparagine synthase (glutamine-hydrolyzing) activity. The coding region runs from base 225 to 1907 and encodes 560 amino acids. NCBI's taxonomy places the organism in Eukaryota, Metazoa, Arthropoda, Insecta, Coleoptera, Coccinellidae. Gene Ontology annotation, cellular component: cytosol. The record is from RefSeq and is a predicted model, not a curated record. The transcript is spliced from 8 exons.
UGCAUCAUUUCUCCUGCUCCUGCUGAUGUUAGCGCUAGAACACGCUCAGGGAUAUAAACAAUUUAUUUUAUUGGUGAAAUGUUCAUCCAGAAACGUACGCUAAAAGGUUGUGAUUGUCAAUUGGAAUAGGUUAGAAUAACCGUUUGUCGAACUGCCACGCAAAGACCGCUUUGAAAUAUUUUUGAUUGUUUGUGUCAACGUCAAGAAAUAUUUGAGGAUUCAACAUGUGCGGAAUUUGGGCCAUAUUCGGUUUGGAAAAUCCGCAAAAGUUUUGCGCUUGCACUUUUCCAAAAAUUGGUCACAGAGGACCUGAUGCCUUCAGGAUAGAGUGUGACAGGAAACUGAAAAACUCUUGUCUUGGGUUUCACCGUCUUGCCAUUGUUGAUCCAAUAUGGGGCAUGCAACCGCUGAGACUUCAUUUGUAUCCUCACGUUAUGUUAAUUUGCAAUGGAGAAAUAUACAAUUAUAAAUCUUUGAAAGAUGAAUUUGGCUUUGAAUACGAAACCAAAGUUGAUGUGGAGUCCAUAGUUCAUCUGUAUGAAAAAUUUGGUAUAGAAGGAGUUGUCAAGAACUUGGACGGAGUUUUCUCCUUCUGUAUGGUGGAUCUCGAGGAAAAGAAGGUAUUUCUGGCCAGAGAUCCAUACGGAGUGAGACCAAUGUUCAAACUGAUCAGUAAAUCUGGAGUGCUCGGUAUAUGCUCUGAAGCAAAAGGUUUAGUUGAUGUAGAACACGAUCUCAACGGCGAAGAAAGGACCCUCGCACCAUUCAAACCUGGAACAUACGAGGAAUACAACGUUCUGGAUAAUGGAAAAGUAAAACUCGUUCGUCAAGCGUCCUUCCAUAAGCCAGGAGACAGGCCCAGUUUCAAAACAUACGUGCCAUUUGAAAAUUUGGCCCCUGCCGAUCACCUAAGUAACAUAAGGACCCUUUUAACAGCCGCCGUGAAAAAAAGAUUGAUGGCUGACAGAAGAAUUGGAUGCCUCCUGUCAGGGGGUCUAGAUUCUUCCCUUAUCGCAUCUCUGUUAGUCAGAGAAGCGAAAAAAGAAAACGUUCCUUACAAAGUACAGUCUUUUUCGAUUGGUAUGGAUGACAGCCCAGAUCUGAAAGCAGCCAGAAAAGUAGCAGAUUUUAUAGGGACGGAACAUCAUGAGAUCAUCUUCACAGAGGAAGACGUUGAAAGGAUUUUGGAUGAUGUAAUUUAUACGUUAGAAACCCCUGACAUAACGACCAUACGAGCGUCAAUUCCUAUGUAUCUCAUAUCGAAGUAUAUCCAGGACAACACAGACACAACAGUGCUAUUUAGCGGUGAAGGGGCUGAUGAAGUAGCUCAAGGGUAUAUCUACUUCAGGGACGCACCUGACUCUUCUAGUGCUCACGAAGAAAGUAUAAGGCUUUUGAGUGAAAUAUACAUGUUCGAUGGAUUGAGAGCAGAUAGAACAACAUCAUCGCAAAGUUUGGAAUUACGAGUACCAUUUUUGGAUUUACAGUUCACAAACUACUACUUGAGUAUCGAGGGAAGUCUAAGACAACCAAAAGACAAAUCUAUCGAGAAAUAUCUACUGAGAUCAGCAUUUGACAAAGAUGACUUACUUCCCCAUGACAUACUUUGGAGACCUAAAGAAGCGUUUAGUGAUGGCGUAGCCUCCCAAAAGAAAUCCUUGUUCGUCAUUCUUCAAGAAAUAAUCGACAGAAGAUUCAGUGAGAAAUACGAGAAGAUUUCUGCGACAAAGAAAUAUCCUCAUUGCACCCCAACUUCGAAAGAAUCUCUGUAUUAUAGGGAAAUAUUCGAGAAGAGUUUCGAAAAGUUAGCCGAUAACUUUUUGCCACAUUUUUGGAUGCCCAGAUGGGUGAAAGGUGUCACAGAUCCUUCUGCAAGAUUUAUUAAACAUUAUGAUGCUAAGGAUUAAAUAAACUCAUAAAGAAUA